AUGGGCAUGGGCCUGGGCACGGGCGGCGGAUCGCGCAGCGCGCCCCCGCUGCCGCCCGCUGCGGGAGUGUGCGGCGGCCGGGGGCGCGGCGUUGGCGGCGCGGCAGGCGGCGUGGCGGCUGCGGGCCGGACCGCGCCGGGCGGCGCGGGCCGCCACGGCGAGUGCGAGCCCCUGCUGCCCGGAGGGGCGAUGCCCGGCCUCAAGAUCGUGCCUCUGCAGCAGAUGGGUGAGGGACUUCAAAGAAGGGAUGUGUGUAUUUCUGCUGCCCUGUAG
Molecule: messenger RNA, 273 nt
Organism: Gryllus bimaculatus (two-spotted cricket)
Lineage: Eukaryota; Metazoa; Arthropoda; Insecta; Orthoptera; Gryllidae
Source: the annotation of a GenBank genome assembly